Molecule: messenger RNA, 1847 nt
Organism: Neurospora tetrasperma FGSC 2508
Lineage: Eukaryota; Fungi; Ascomycota; Sordariomycetes; Sordariales; Sordariaceae
Exons: 4
Coding region: 1-1422 (473 amino acids)
Biological process (GO): exocytosis; vesicle fusion; intracellular protein transport
Cellular component (GO): plasma membrane; endomembrane system; SNARE complex
Molecular function (GO): SNARE binding; SNAP receptor activity
Source: RefSeq, a predicted model, not a curated record
AUGGAAAACCAUCAGUACGGAUACGGUGGAAGAGAUCCUUCCUUCGACCAACGGGAUGGUGCCGCUGGUGCUUAUUCCCCGCUUGGUGAAAGGGACCAGUCUCCCGCCCCCUACGCCGGAGGCAAUUAUGGAGGAAACAAUAUGGAGAUGAGCUCAAUUACCACUGGAGGCUUACAUGGCGGUGACCCGACUGCAAUCCUGAACGAGUGUCGAGACAUCGACAAUGGAAUCGAGCAAAUCGAAGCAAAUCUACGCGAGCUACGAAGACUGCAGGACCGCUGCCUCGCUGAGGCGGAUUCAUCCGCUAGCUCAUCGAGUCGGCAGCUAGACACACUCAACACGGAGACCAUGGCCUUGUACCGCACCAUAACUGAUCGCGUCCGCAAAAUCAAGUCGAGCCCUGAGGGCCGCCAGCCUCGAAACCAGGCCCAGGUUGGCCGCGUUGACCGCCGGUUGCGACAAGCAAUUCAAGACUAUCAGGGCGUCGAAUCCUCGUUCCGCAAGAAGAUGCAGGAGCAGAUGGCCCGCCAGUACCGCAUUGUGCGCCCAGAUGCGACCGAGGACGAGGUCAAGGCCGCCGUCGAGGACACUACCGGAAACUCGCAGGUUUUCCAGCAGGCAUUGAUGCAGAACAAUCGCGUGGGCGAGGCGAGAGCUGUGCUCAGUGCUGUCCAGGACCGUCACAAGGCUCUGCAGAGGAUUGAGCAGCAAAUGGUCGAGUUGGCGCAGCUGUUUGAGCAGUUGAACACGUUGAUUGUGGAACAGGACGUCAAGAUUCAGGCUAUUGAGCAGACGAGUGAGGAGGUGGUUGACAAUCUCGACAAAGGCAAUGAGGAGAUCGAAGUGGCUGUCCAGACGGCGCGGGCCACCCGCAAGAAGAAGUGGAUGUGCUUGGGUAUUUGCGUGGCCAUUAUCGUUGUGAUUGUUAUCAUUGUGGUGGUAUAUGUUGUCGUCACCCACCCUCCAGGCGGCGGAAAUUCAUCGGCGCAAAACACGAAGCGUGGUCUUCUGCAACGAAGCUUUACCGAUGAUCUGCAGAUGAACAACGCCCGAGCUAUCCAGAUUGCCGCUCCCAUGGCCGGCCCCAUCUCUCGUAUCCACAGACAGUCAAACUACGUCGUCCCUGAUAGUGCCGACUCGGAGUCUCUUGUUAAGAGGCUCUCACCGGAAGGGUUCGACCGCAUGAUUUCGCCCUACAAACAAGCACCUGCAGGAGCGACAAACGCGAAACGAUUUGUAAUCACAGACGAAAUCCUCGAGUUUAUGGAACAGAAUAACGCGGUGGCUUCUCGCGGCCCCCAUAGGGCCGGAAAGCGCUUCGUCAUCACGGACGAAAUUCUGGAAAGUAUGAGAGGCGGCCAAGUGGCAGACCAUAAAAAGUUUGUUCCGGGUCAUCAUAACGAUGCGAAGGAUGGCAAAUGAUUGCUCUCAUUUACCUCAACUAUUUGCGAUAUCAGGUUUUGCAAUGUCGGGUUUGGCCAUGCGCACGCUUUGCAACCUCGCAAUCUAUCUUUUGCGCCUUUUCUCCCUUGCAUCUCUGGGGAUCGACAUGAGUUUGUGGAGUUAAGAGGGGGCGGUUUCUUCGUUUCUACUGUCAUGUAUUUUGCGUUCUCUUCUGCACGCAGGUUGGCCGUUGGAUAUACAACGGAAGGAAUCGGGCGGUCAAGUAAGUGGCCGCUUGAAUCAUGUGUCUUGCUUCGAAGAGGAUCGUAGCGAAGGUUAGGCAGGAGUUGCUGGUAAACUCUGCUCGACCAUGCCAUAUUGUGAAACCUCAUACUCGCUUCGGAACCUCGGUGUUUAAACAUCAGCCAAGGCAUUCAUAAUGAACAAGAUCUUACUUCCAACAG